GGCCCCGCCCCCGCCAUGCGCCAUCUCCCGCCCGGGCCGCGCCGCGCCCGGGCCGCGGGUUCGAGUCCGGGCCCGGCCCCGGUGCCGCCGCCGGUACCGGAACCGGGGCCGGGCCCGUUCCGGGGGCUCCUCCCGCGGCCCCCGCGCCCGGCCCGGCCGCUGCUGCCGCUGCUGCCGCUGCUGGCGGCCGCCGCCGUCCUGUUGGUGUGCUGGCCCGGCGGGGAGCGCGGGGCGAGCGGGCCGGACCCCCCAGAGCCCCCCCGGGACCCCCCCGGCCCCCUCUCGGACCACGCCCUGCGGAGCCUCCUGGCCCACCUGGACCCCGCCCGGCUCUGGGGGUCCCUCCUGAGACCCCUCCUGCACGAGAGGGUCCCGGGGGGGCCCGGCAGCCGCGCCGCCCGGCAGCACAUCCUGUCCCACCUGCGCUCCCUGGGCACCCGCUGGCACCUGGAGCUGGACACCUUUGCGGCGGCCACGCCCCGCGGGCAGGUGACCUUCAGCAGCGUGGUGGCCACGGCGGCGCCGGCGGGCGCGCGGCGCCUGGCGCUGGCCUGCCACUACGACACCAAGGUGCUGCCACCUGGCCGCGCACCUGGCGGCGCACCUGAGCCCUUCGUGGGCGCCACCGACGCCGCCGUGCCCUGCGCCCUCCUGCUGGAGCUGGCAUCGGCCCUGGACACGCACCUGAGCAGGAGAGCAGAGCAGGCCCCCCCCGUGACGCUGCAGCUGCUGUUCCUGGACGGGGAGGAGGCGUUCGGCACCUGGAGCGAGAGCGACUCCCUGUACGGGGCCAGGCACCUGGCGGGGACAAUGGCGGCCAGGGGACACCCCGCGGGGUCAGAGGUCACCGCCAUGAGCCUGCUGGUGCUGCUGGACCUGCUGGGUGGCCCGGCCCCCGCCAUCCACAGCCACUUCCCGCAGAGCCACCGCUGGUUCCUGCGCCUGCGCGGCAUCGAGCAGCGCCUGCGCCGCCUGGGCUUGCUGCAGUCGCCGCCGCCGCCGUUCUUCCGCCUCGGCCCCGCCCCGGGGCCCGUCGAGGACGACCACGUGCCCUUCCUGCGCCGAGGUGUCCCGGUGCUCCACGUGAUCCCGACGCCGUUCCCGCGGGUGUGGCACACCCUUGGGGACACCGAGGACAAUCUGCACCCCCCGACCGUGCAGGACCUGGCCAAGGUCCUGCUGCUCUUCGUGGCCGAGUUCCUGCAGCUCUGACCCCAAAAACCCCAAAAACCCCAAAAAUGACCCAAAAAUGACCCCAAAAAAUCCCAAACCCAAAACAACCCCCAAAACACGCAAAAAAAACCCCAAAAAAUCUGAAAAAAACCCCAAAAAAUCCCAAAAAUCCCCCCGGACCUGGCCAAGGUCCUGCUGCUCUUCGUGGCCGAGUUCCUGCAGCUCUGACCCCAAAAACCCCAAAAAUGACCCCAAAAAUCCCAAACCCAAAAUAACCCCCAAAACACGCAAAAAAACCCCAAAAAAUCUGAAAAAAACCCCCAAAAAAUCCCAAAAAUCCCCCGGACCUGGCCAAGGUCCUGCUGCUCUUCACGGCCGAGUCCUGCAGCUCUGACCCCAAAAAACCCCAAAAACCCCAAAAACCCCAAAAAUUACCCCAAAAAAUCCCAAACCCAAAACAACCCCCAAAACACGCAAAAAACCCCCAAAAAAUCUGAAAAAACCCCAAAAAAAUCCCAAAA
Haemorhous mexicanus (house finch) is the source of this 1694-nucleotide messenger RNA. It is a transcript of the gene QPCTL, whose product is annotated as glutaminyl-peptide cyclotransferase like. The record is from RefSeq and is a predicted model, not a curated record. Gene Ontology annotation, molecular function: zinc ion binding; glutaminyl-peptide cyclotransferase activity. NCBI's taxonomy places the organism in Eukaryota, Metazoa, Chordata, Aves, Passeriformes, Fringillidae.